Hyalella azteca is the source of this 4138-nucleotide messenger RNA. Its product is annotated as tachykinin-like peptides receptor 99D. Lineage: Eukaryota; Metazoa; Arthropoda; Malacostraca; Amphipoda; Hyalellidae. Gene Ontology annotation, cellular component: plasma membrane. The record is from RefSeq and is a predicted model, not a curated record. Gene Ontology annotation, biological process: G protein-coupled receptor signaling pathway. Gene Ontology annotation, molecular function: tachykinin receptor activity. The coding region runs from base 455 to 2173 and encodes 572 amino acids. The transcript is spliced from 8 exons.
AGAGGAUCAACCUCUAGAGAACAAUAUCUAAUUACACCAGACGAUCAAGCUCAGGUGCACAAUUCUUCGCCCCUCCAUAUGAUCAACUAUUCUUCAGCAUAUGUGAUCAACCUCUAAUCAACAUCUCCUCAUCACUCGAGAUGAUCAAUCUCUGGUGAACAACUUACUACCGAUGAUUAACCUCCGAUAAACAAUCCACACAUCACUAAGGAUUGUUAAUCUCAGGGGAAUAACUCCUGUCACGUGAGGCGACGAUAAUCGUCUCCCCAGGACGUGAAACAAAUUUGAUGUUGUUUUAGCUUAUUAUUUAUUGUGACUUAAUGACAUAAAUAUACCAGACAUGAGCACCAAUUAAAACCAAGCUAUCCUAUGCCAGCAGCUCAACGAACUUCAGUUUCAUCAACAAGGCGUCCGUGUCUAAGUGUUCCUCAGCGACAUCUUCAUUCGCUCCCUAAUGGCGGACUUCAACAUGACCAAAACUUGGGCAAACAUCACCGACCCGGAAAUGUCGGUCAUUGUUGCAGAAGAUUUCUUGAUGCCUUGGUAUACGCAGUUCCUAUGGUACUUGCUCUUCGGGUCGAUGGUGUUGAUGGCCGUGGGCGGUAACUUGAUCGUCAUUUACAUCGUAAUAGUUGACCGGAAAAUGAGGUCUGUGACAAAUAUAUUCAUCGUGAAUUUGAGCAUUGCUGACGCAAUGAACGCAAUCUUCAACGUAGUAUUCAAUUUUAUCUUCAUGCUCCACAUGCAUUGGCCCUUCGGUUAUAUUUAUUGCAAGUUCAACCAGUUCAUCGCUGUCCUGUCCAUCUGCGCUUCCAUCUUCACUCUCAUGGCAGUUUCGUUCGACAGGUACUGGGCAAUAAUGUACCCACUGCGCACGCGCAUCGGGCGCCGUGCUACGCUGCUCAUCGUGCUCUGCAUCUGGCUGGCCUCCGUUGCGCUCGCCUUGCCCAACGCCAUCUUCUUCACCAUCGCUGAACUGAACACGUCGAGCAGCGCUAGGACGGUCUGUCACUUCGAGUCUCCGGAUGCGAUUCUGGACUUGGAGUUUAUCUACAACGUUUUGAUCACGGUGAUCACGUACCUCGUACCCAUGUUAUGCAUGGCCGUGACGUACACGAGGAUGGGGCUGUUGCUCUGGGGCAGUCAAGCUGUGGGCGAGCCGACGCCUGGCCAGCGCGACACUUCGCGAGCCAAACGCAAGGUCGUUAAAAUGUUGAUCGUGGUGGUGGUGAUGUUCGGGGUGUGUUGGCUGCCAUACCAACUCUACUUCAUCAUCUCGCACUUCUUCCCUUACAUAAACGGCUACGAGCACAUGCAAACAAUCUACCUGCUGAUCUACUGGCUAGCCAUGAGCAACUCCAUGUACAACCCCAUCAUCUACUGCUGGCUCAACGAAAAUUUCCGUAAUGGCUUCAAGUCGGUGUUCUACCGCUGCUUACCCUGCGUACCUUGGUUGAAGCCUUCCUUGUCUCUACGCCCUGGAAACACAAUGUCCACCUACUACUCCACCAGCGGCAGCCCUGAAUUCCCCAGGAGAUUUGGUCAUGGUCGUUCAAUUGCACUUCACACGCUUCAAAAUCCCAGUCCCGCAUCCACGAUUACGACACGCUACGACAACGGUCGAUCUUCAACGCGUUCAUCCUCCAUCACCAACUCCAUGAUCCAUUCUUCGAGUUCUGGCGUGAAAUCUGGCAUGCGGUCUUGCACCGGCGGGGGCAUUGCUCAUGACUUGGCCUAUUAUCCUCCCAGUUACGGUGCCAGCAGAGCUGACAGAUGCCAAACACAGAGCCUGCUGCAUACGAAGCUCAGUGGCGACUACGGCGGACUCAAAGAUUUCAAGAAAAGUCCACCGCACGAGUACAGCUAUGUUGAUGUCAUCAAGACCCUCGAUUUCGACAAUGACAGUGCUAAGGAUGCCGAAUCCAAAUCAAAUCAAAUUUCGAUGGGACAUGAAAACAGGUCUAUGAAUAUCCCUUUGAGCGUCAGUCCGCUUCUCCAGUGCCCCUCCUCGGAAUCGUCACCCUUUGCUAUAGUUAUGGCAUCCCCCGUGGACCGCGACUGUCCUCUGGUGAUGGUCGACGCGAGCGAAGACGCGUACUUGAAAUACCUCGAGGAGCCAAUUGACCAACGCUCGUCACAUGAUCAUGAAGGUUCAGAUAACGUGCUUGAAUAAUAAGUUUACUCUCUGCACUCUGUGCCACUCGAGUGGUAAGUGCAGCAUUGUCUGCAACAUCUUUCUACCUAAAUAGUUAUUCCGGAUAUUUGUUCAAUGUGUACUAUAUCAUGCAUCGAACUGAAUUAUAUGAGAAUACCAAUCGAUGCCGAAUCUAUAAAGCUGUUCGCAUUUUAAGCUGUAAAUACUUAACUUGUCUAUGUGUCAUCUUUGUAUAGAAUUAAGCAGAUGGUCGAACAAAUCACUCUUCGCUUUAAACGCAACUGCAGGAGUUUGUUUGAAAUAUAUAUAUAAUGUUAAUAAUGUGAGACAUAUCGUAAUUUAAAAUAGAUUAUGCUGGUCAUAUUUCAUUUGUUUCGCUUUUGUGUAUACACAAGCAGCUGUCACUGUAUCUAUGGUUAGGACUGAGUCCGCACUUCAAUUUCUAUUAUUCACUUCAUGCUUCAUCAUCACAAUAUAAUUGCAUUGUCAUGAAGUCCUAGGUCAGUUUCAGGAACUAGGACAUCUUCUCAUAGUGUCAAGCACUUUCUCCAUUAUACGCAAAGAAUUUUUAUCUAUUUAUACGGUAACGCAAAUGAUAUUUUUUAGGUUUGAGUCAUUCAGUUCUGUUUUUACCUCUACAAAUGAUGAUGUGUUACAAAUAUGUAAAAAAAUAUAUAAACAGGUUGAUUCACGGAAACUCUCUGAUUUGAAAGCUCAAUAAAACUGAACUAGCAAAAAUAUCACUUACAUACGAAUUUUAUUAGAAAAAUACCUGAAUUUCUGUAUCACUUAGUUUUUAAGAUCAUAUUGGGCAAAUGACGGUCCCCAUUGUCAAUGAAAUCAGUUAGUCGAUUUAUGAAAUUCUGUUCAACUCGCUGAAGCAUAUUGACGUGUAUGUUGGUGAUGACUUGGCGUAUGUUGUUCUUCAAAUGAGGUUGGAUCCUUGGACAGUCGAUAUAAGCUAUUUAUUUAAUAUAACUCAAUAAAGAAAAUUCCCAUGGAGUCAAAUCGGAGGAUGGGGCUAGCCAAAGAAUGUAAUUUCUCAAGGAGAUGACGCACUCUGCAUAAUGUUGUCUCAGAAGUACGCCUCGACAGCAAACGCACGCUGCUCCCUUGUCCAAUGCAUAGUGGCAACCGACUAGGUGGGACACAAAACAUCAUGAUCUUACAAUUUAUAUGAAUUACUGAGCGCCCUUUUCCCACAAUUACUGGCUGCUUGGAGCGAAAUGUAAAACAGGAAGCUUCCGUAAAUCACCCCAUAUGUAUACUUUCACGAUUAUAUAUAGCCGCUGAGAUACUUCGACGCGCUUGGGCAAACAAAACUUCAAAUGGCUGAUCCCCGAUGAGCAUUUGAAGUCGAGAAAAGGCGUACCUCGCUGCUUGAAGAAACCAAAGAGAAUCCAUCAUGUACGGUUUCACGAAAAAAAAUAAUUUGCUGUCAAAGUUACUUUUACUUCAUUGGAAGGUUUUCCUAAAAUGAGAUUGGUGGUGAUGACACUUUUUCUUCCAAGGCAUCAGCAAUAUAUUAAGCAAGUCUGCUGUUGGACUCGAGAUCAGAUGGUAGAUAAAUAUUGAUGUACUAAUCUUACUAGCACUGCACUUCAUUUUUUAUCGCCUUUAAUUAUAUAACUCGUUAGCUCCGCAUAUGAGAUACAGAAGCAAUCCUCGAUUGUUCCUGCUACAAUAAUGGAAAAUAUAAUCUUUUCCACUAAUGAAAAGAUGGGAUUAAAAUGCAAUGGAACUUUUCUUAACGAAUCUCAGCAGUUAUUUUGCUACAAUUAAAUACAAAGUAUCCAACAGAGUUAAUAAAUGAACGACCAUUCGUUGAGUAUUUUGACAUUUAUACAGUAGUGAUUUUAUGGGGAAAUUUUAAUACUGCGUUCGCUUCCAUCAUUCGCUGCUCAUUUUGAAAAGUAAAAAGAAACUCGAACGAAUAAUUUGUUACUCAAAUUAUCAGGUCAUCCCACAUUGCAACAUUGACUU